AUGUUUGUGUAUAAAAGAGACGGACGUCAAGAGCCGGUCAAAUUUGACAAAAUCACUGCACGUAUCUCGCGUUUAUGUUACGGAUUGGACCCUAAGCACAUCGAUGCAGUGAAGAUCACUCAGCGGAUCAUCUCUGGUGUGUAUGAAGGUGUGACAACGGUGGAGCUGGACAAUCUUGCUGCCGAAACAUGUGCGUACAUGACAACGAUUCACCCAGACUACGCAACUCUGGCAGCCAGAAUUGCCAUCUCGAAUCUUCACAAACAAACCACCAAGCAAUUCUCGCAGGUGAUAAGCGAAUUGUACCAUUACGUUAAUCCUAAGAAUGGAAUCCACUCGCCUAUGAUCUCGCAAGAGGUUUAUGACAUCGUGCAAAACAACAAGGACGAGCUCAACUCCGCGAUUGUUUACGACCGCGAUUUCCAAUACAACUAUUUCGGCUUCAAGACGCUGGAGCGCUCUUACCUGCUCAGAAUCAAUGGCCAGGUCGCGGAAAGACCACAGCAUUUGAUCAUGCGUGUGUCUGUCGGUAUCCACGGCAACAACAUCGCCAGGGUAUUGGAAACUUACAAUCUGAUGUCGAACAAAUACUUUACGCAUGCGUCUCCCACAUUGUUCAACGCCGGUACUCCACACCCACAGAUGUCGUCGUGCUUUUUGGUCGCCAUGAAGGAUGACUCCAUCGAUGGUAUUUACGACACUUUGAAAGAAUGUGCUAUGAUCUCCAAAACUGCGGGCGGUAUCGGAUUGCACAUUCACAACAUUCGUUCGACCGGGUCUUACAUUGCCGGUACGAACGGUACUUCCAACGGUCUUAUCCCCAUGAUUCGUGUCUUCAAUAACACUGCUCGUUACGUCGACCAAGGUGGUAACAAAAGACCAGGUGCAUUUGCCUUAUACCUUGAGCCAUGGCACUCAGACAUCUUCGAUUUCGUCGACAUCCGGAAAAACCACGGUAAAGAAGAGAUUCGUGCUAGAGAUCUGUUCCCAGCCCUUUGGAUUCCUGACUUGUUCAUGCGUAGAGUCCAAGAGAAUGGUGACUGGACUCUUUUCUCUCCAAGCGAAGCUCCAGGACUUGCUGACGUCUAUGGAGAUGAGUUCGAAGCUCUUUACGAACGUUACGUUCAGGAAGGUCGUGGAAGAAAAACUAUCAAAGCUCAGAAGCUCUGGUAUGCCAUUUUAGAGGCUCAAACAGAGACUGGUACUCCUUUCAUGCUAUACAAAGACGCUUGCAACCGUAAAUCGAACCAAAAGAACUUGGGUGUUAUCAAGUCUUCGAACUUGUGUUGCGAAAUUGUCGAAUACUCCGCGCCCGAUGAAACCGCUGUCUGCAACUUGGCCUCUGUAUCCCUACCCGCCUUCAUCGAAACCUCCGAGGACGGCAAGACGCAGUGGUAUAACUUCGAAAAGUUGCACGACAUUGCCAAGGUGGUAACGUAUAACUUGAACCAGAUCAUCGACCGCAACUACUACCCUGUCGAAACUGCCAGAAACUCUAACAUGAGACACAGGCCUAUUGCACUUGGUGUCCAAGGUCUGGCAGAUGCUUUCAUGAUCUUGCGUAUUCCUUUUGAUUCCCAAAAAGCUAAGGAACUCAACAUUCAGAUCUUCGAAACCAUUUACCACGCCGCUUUGGAGGCAUCCCACGAAUUGGCUUUGAAGGAGGGUUCAUACCAAUCCUUCGAGGGUUCUCCAGCUUCCAAGGGUAUUCUGCAGUUUGACAUGUGGGACAAGACGCCAACUGACCUAUGGGACUGGGCCACUUUGAAAGAAAAGAUUCAAAAAGGCGGUUUGAGAAACUCCCUUCUUGUGGCUCCUAUGCCAACUGCCUCUACAUCCCAAAUUUUGGGUAACAACGAAUGUUUCGAGCCUUACACCUCAAACAUGUACUCACGUCGUGUCUUGUCGGGUGAGUUCCAAAUUGUGAACCCUUACCUACUACGCGACUUGGUUGACCUUGGUAUCUGGGACGAUGCUAUGAAAUCUCAUAUUAUUUCCGACAAUGGUUCCAUUCAGAACCUACCGAACAUUCCACAGGAAUUGAAAGACCUUUACAAGACCGUUUGGGAGUUGUCUCAGAAAGCCAUCAUUGAAAUGGCGGCCGAUCGUGCUUGCUACAUUGACCAGUCUCAAUCUUUAAACGUCCACAUCCGUGCCCCUACCAUGGGUAAGCUAACAAGUAUGCAUUUCUAUGGUUGGAAGAAGGGUUUGAAAACCGGUAUGUACUACUUGAGGACUCAAGCUGCUUCUGCUGCCAUCCAGUUCACCAUCGACAAGUCUGUGGCUUCUCAAGCUGGAGACAAAGUCGCCGAUUUGGAGAACUUGAACAGACCAUUGUAUGAACCUCGCAAGACUGACUUCAGCAAGGGAGCUGCCGAGGUCCAGCAUGUUGGUGUCGCACAGGAAACAACGGAGCGUUCUUCAACGCCAUCCGGCGAGUCUUCUCUCGCCAACAGUGUUGCGUCUUUGAAAAUUGAAGAGCGCAAGCCUGUGACACCGGCCAUUGUUGGUGACACAUCUUCCAAAGCCCAGACGGACGUCCAGCCAGAUGACUCGAACACAACGGAAUUUGACAUCUACAACUCUAAAGCAAUUGCGUGCGCUAUAGACAAUCCUGGUGCUUGCGAAAUGUGUUCAGGUUGA
Molecule: messenger RNA, 2643 nt
Organism: Lachancea sp. 'fantastica'
Lineage: Eukaryota; Fungi; Ascomycota; Saccharomycetes; Saccharomycetales; Saccharomycetaceae
Source: the annotation of a GenBank genome assembly